AUGAAGAUCAUUUUCACAUUAUUUAUUGUGUUAUUUCUUCUUGCUCAAGAACUGUGUGCUUUUAAGCUUCGUCCUUUUCACUUAACUAAUGGAUAUGAUGUCCAUGUUGUGAAUGGGCUCCCAGAUAGUCCCAACCCAUUAUGGGUUCAUUGUGCUUCAAAAGAUAACGAGUUGGGUACACGAAUUUUACAUGUAAAUGAAGAUUUUCAUUGGCAUUUCUUCGAAGGAGUUUUUGGUGAAACUUUGUUCUUCUGUCACUUCUGGUGGGGCUCAAAGCAAAUGGCUUUUGAUGUUUUUAAAAACCCAACAGAUUGUGAAAGAGGUGAUCCUAAAGCCGAUCAUAAUCAAUGCUAUUGGGUUGUAAAAGCAGAUGGGUUUUAUUUUUCCAAAAUAAACCCUCCUUCCCCCUCUGAUUUGAAGAAAAGAAAUGACUGGGCCUGA
Molecule: messenger RNA, 441 nt
Organism: Olea europaea var. sylvestris
Lineage: Eukaryota; Viridiplantae; Streptophyta; Magnoliopsida; Lamiales; Oleaceae
Product: S-protein homolog 2-like
Exons: 1
Coding region: 1-441 (146 amino acids)
Source: RefSeq, a predicted model, not a curated record